Messenger RNA from Erythranthe guttata (spotted monkey flower), 1044 nucleotides. Its product is annotated as PRA1 family protein B4. Lineage: Eukaryota; Viridiplantae; Streptophyta; Magnoliopsida; Lamiales; Phrymaceae. Gene Ontology annotation, biological process: vesicle-mediated transport. The record is from RefSeq and is a predicted model, not a curated record. Gene Ontology annotation, cellular component: Golgi apparatus; endoplasmic reticulum.
UCCUCAUGCCCCCGUUCUAUACCUUUGGGAUUAAGCAAAACCGAGUAAACACGUAGCGUGUGUAAAUGUUCCCAGUUUUAUAUGUAUAACCUCUCUUCACCCAAAAUUCAAUUUACAAUAAAAUAAUAACCUAAAAACAAAAAUGGCUGGUAAUUCCUCCCCCGCGAUCCUCCCAAUCUCCAAUUCCCAAACCGCCGGCGCCGACGGCCAACAAUCCACAAUCAACCCCGCGCGCGCUUUCUUCACCGGCAUCUCUGAAACUGUCCGAUCUGGCCUCUCCAGCCGCCGCCCAUGGCCUGAGCUCCUCGACCGCUCCGCCUUCUCCAAACCCGAAUCCCUCGCCGAAGCCACCGUCCGCAUCCGGAAGAAUUACGCCUAUUUCCGCGUCAAUUACCUCACCGUCAUCACUGCGGUGCUCGCCGUCUCUCUCCUGACGAAUCCGUUCUCGCUGAUCACCCUCGCCGGCCUUCUCGCCGCCUGGCUGUUCCUCUACCUCUUCCGCCAGUCCUCAGAUCCGCCGCUCACCGUCUUCGGCCGCCAAUUCUCCGAUCGCGAGACGCUCCUCUUCCUGAUCCUCUCCUCCGUCGUCGUCAUCUUCCUCACCAGCGUCGGAUCCGUUCUCGUCUCCGCUCUCAUGGUCGGUGUGGCCAUCGUCUGCGCGCACGGUGCUCUUAGGGCUCCUGAAGAUCUCUUCCUCGACGAGCAGGAGCCACAGGGAGGGGUUUCCAACUUCUUCUCUUUCUUCACCGCCGCCGCCCCCAUCAUCUCUCAGCCCGCCGUCGCUGCUAGGGGUUGAUGCCCUUCCACAGGUUAAUGAAUGAAUUCAAUUCGAUUCGUUUUUUUUUUCUGUAGUAAUAUUCCUGGCGAUUAGUUAGACGAACGAAUACGUUGCUAUCUCUUUCUUUCUUGCCCCUUAAUGUUUAGGGGAUAUUGGUAUUGUAAUUUUUCUUUCUGAACCUAUCAGACCUACCUAUAUAAUUUUCUUUGAACAGUGUAUCUUGUGUAGUUAUUUUCCCUUUUUAUAUUGCGUACCUUCUCGACAUU